Messenger RNA from Epithele typhae, 714 nucleotides. RefSeq lists its product as uncharacterized. The transcript has 2 exons. NCBI's taxonomy places the organism in Eukaryota, Fungi, Basidiomycota, Agaricomycetes, Polyporales, Epitheliaceae. The coding region runs from base 1 to 714 and encodes 237 amino acids. The record is from RefSeq and is a predicted model, not a curated record.
AUGUCCGCCGCCAUCCGCACACACACUCUCCGCACCUCCCUGCGCGCUGCGCCGUCCGCCCGCGCCGCAUGCUCGGUGGGCCACCCUUCUUCCCUUGCCCACCCGCUCCCCAUUCUCACUACAGCACCCCCACAGCGUCGAGCAUACUCGACCGACGUCCCGCCCCCACCCCCUCCCCCGCCAAAGCCCUCAGGCGGCGGGAACGGCGUGCUCCUCGCCAUCCUCGGCGCGACCGCCGUCGCGGGCGGCUACUACUACCUCUCCGCCGGGGAGCCCGACCUCGCCGCGAAACGCAAGGCGGACGAGGAGCGCGUGCGCGCGCGCGCGACCGAGCUGCGCGACGCCGGCAAGGCCACCGCGCACGAUGCCGUCCGCCAGGGCGAGCACAUGUACGACGAGACCAAGAACGCCGCCCAGGACAAGGUGCAGCAGGCCCGGGCCCAGGGGGCCCAGACCACGCAGGACGCGCGGGACUUCACCGUCCGGCAGUACGACGGCGCGAAGGCGGCCGUCGGCGACGCGGCGAACAAGGUCGAGCGCACGUUCGAGGAUGCGAAGAGCAAGACGAAAGAGGAGGCGCAGGGCUGGAACGAUUGGUUCUGGGGGAUGUUCGGCUAUGGCAAGGACAAGGCGAAGGGAGCGAAGCGCGAAGGUGCGGAAAAGCUUGGCGAUGCCGCGCAGAAGGUUGAGAAGGAGGCGUACAAGCGUACGUGA